Didymodactylos carnosus is the source of this 2903-nucleotide messenger RNA. The record is from the annotation of a GenBank genome assembly. NCBI's taxonomy places the organism in Eukaryota, Metazoa, Rotifera, Eurotatoria, Philodinida, Philodinidae.
AACUUUUGAGCCAUAAAAAUAUCAUACUCAGAAUCAGGAUAAAAGACUGAGUCGACUGAUGUAUUACCCUCAUAAUAGACAGUUUUCUCCAAACUUUAAAUCCAAAAAGUUUCCGAAACUUUUUCUUAAUAAGUCAUGACUGUAGCCCACAAAAUUCUGAUCAAAAUGAGACAUCCUCCAGCUGUACGCGAGCUUUCUUUGCAAAGUUAUAGAAUUUACAAGAAAAGCCAUAAAUGUUCAUUGUCAGCUCAGAGGUAUAGAGAGAAAAAGAAAUUUACGGCUUUUCUUGUAAAUUCUAUAACUCCGCAAUCAACGUGAAAGUAGCGGAAUCGACAGAGGGAGCUACAACUUAUGUGAAUAUGUUAAAUUCGGUAGAAGAUUUUGUCCAAAUAUAGACUAUAGAUUUAUCUAUCUUUAACAGAGUGUUUCGAAAAACUCUUCAGUUUUAACAAAAUUCGAAUGUUUUUUUUUUCAUUGUUUUAAUGUUUCGAAAGUAUGUUUUUCAGAUUCAGCAUUAAAAAUAGACUGUAAGAAUGAUGCUUGCUGGCAAAGGCCUAUUAAAGAUGGGCGUUUUGUACUUCCCGUGUAGAUAGUCCAUAAAUAGUUUUGCAAACCUAUCUAGUUUUUUUGUGAAGAGACGAAGCCGAUCUUUUUAUUCAGAAAAUAUUUUGAACUUAUCGCCUGUUUUUAUAUUGCUUUGUUACUGAGGAAAUUCACUUUUUCUAAAUCAAGGGUGAAAAGCUGGGAAUUCCGUUGGCACAUUGCAAUUCUCUUCAUCAAAAAUCACAUUUUAUGCAAUAAAAAUAUCAUAUUCGGAAUCAGUGUCAAAAACUGAGUCGAAUGAUGUGCUUUUUUUAUCUUUUUAGACCAUCUUAAUUUUUUUGAAUUUUCACGUCGGAAAGUGACUGAGAUUUUUACCAAAAAAUACACGUUACAGCAGAACAAAUCCGAAAAGUGAUUGAAUAGCUAUAAGAGUUGUCAACUUUAUUUCCAACCCCUGAAGCAGUGUAGAAUUAUUUCAUAAGAAUAAUUGAAAACCUGGUCUCUGACAAAUCAUCCCUCAAAAUCAGAUCUCUGGAUGCGAUUAGAACAUUUGGGAAACUUUGUACUAUUCUUCUCUUUCUUACUAAAUACAGUUUAUAUUAACAUUUGGGAAACAAUAUAAAACAGAGCAAACGUUUCUGAACAAAAUGAAAGGUCUGGCUACAACAUUUAUUCAUUAAACUGCACUCAAGUUAGGAAAAAUAUAGGAAAUAUCUAGAGUGCUAAAAUCAGCAAAAUCAAUGGGAAAUCACCAAAAAACUGCUUUCAUGACCUUUCGUAACUUGAAUUUAGCUCAAUGUUAUUAAAAAUAAUAUAGGUAGAUUCGCGUGGAAAAGUUUAGUAGAUAUCUUUAGUAGACCCUAAAAGUUCUCCACUCACGGUUCACGCCAAAUUGCAUAGACUCAAUUCCUUGACUGUCUGUCCAUUGAAAAGUCAAAAGUCUUGGAAUGGGAGGGGUAAAAGAUGGACAUAUUAGGGACUUUUUCUGCUCCUAGAGUCAACCUGUUGCACUAUUGCUAACAAAAGUAGAAGAAUUGUAUGAUGCUUGUGAGCAAAACAACAUUGAACUGGUUCAACAUUAUCUUCCAUCGGAAAACAUUAUCAUAAUCAUCAAUCAGCUUCAUCCAAAAACAGAGAAUACAGCUUUACAUAUUGCUUCAUACAUGGGUCAUAAUAAAAUUGUAAAAUUGUUGUUAGAAUACGGUGCGUCACGUUGUUCAAUAAAAAAUAAAGAUGAUUUAACGCCGUUUGAAGUAGCUCGUACGCAAGAGACAAAAACCAUAUUUGAACAUAUAGUUGCUUAUACAGCACCGUCAACACGUUUCUUUAAGAUUCUUAAUGAACAUUUAGCGCGUUAUAUUAUAGAUAAUUUUGAUGAUUUUGAUCCUAAAAAAUAUAAUCAUGGACUUGUAAAUUUUGGUGGUAAAAUAAUGAAUUUAACAUUUUUAUCGACAUCAAAAAGACUAGAAAUGGCUGAAAUAUUUUCCGGUAAAGGAGAAUUACUUAAAUCACUAAAACAUAGCAACAACACAUGUAUUCAACAACAACCGACACUGAUUCGAUAUACAAUUAAAAAUCAUCAUACAGCACUUGAUAUUGAAAAUAUAUCGAAAAUACCUGAUGAAAAAGAAGUUUUAAUUCCACCAUUUGCUUUGUUUAAAGUUAUUUAUGUUGAACGAAAUAAUGCAUCUUGUUAUAAUGAAAUACACUUAGAAGAAUGUGAUGAGUCUAUAUGUAAAACCCUAAGAACCCACUUAUAUGGUCUAUUUAGUCGAAAGACAUUCGAUUAUAUAUUUAAUGAACUUGACAAAAAUACAUCCGAUCGUCGUUGGAAUGCAUUUUUAAUAGUCAAUGAAAAAAUGAAAUGGAAACCAAUAAAUAAAGAAGACGUAGCAACAUUUUUUGCUCAUGUUCACCGUCAAAAAACUGGUUUAAAAUUUUUAGCACUCAAAUGUGAUGAAACACGAACCUGUAAUUAUACUCAGAAACAUCCAUGGUGCAAUGAUUAUGUGCAACCAAUGGUUGGUAGACAAUAUUACGGUCGAGGUUGGAUUCAGCUCUGGAGUCAUUGUAAUUAUUAUAAUGCUAGUCAAGCAUUAAGCAUUGAUCUACUCUCAAAUCCCGAUUUAGUUAGUCAAAAUGAAGUGAUUGCAAGCCAAGUUGCUAUGUGGUAUUGGAAAGCAUAUGGUAUGAGAGAAUAUGCAGCUAAGGGACAAUUUAAUGAAACAACAAAACUAUUGACUCCAAAUGAAUGUCCAAAAGUAAAUCGGAUUGAUCAAUAUACGAGAGUUCAAACAUAUCUACGUGUACGUCAAUGUUACGGACUGCAAACUUCCAUAGGUGACAGUUUGUACUGUUAG